AUGGUUGCAAUCUCUUCCGAACGUGUCAUUGCAAACAAGUCGAUGAAGCAACCAGAGCAGGAAAUGAGCCCCCAUUCCGUCGCAGGAUUUGCCAAGAUUGCUACCGUUAAUCAGGAAGAGUCCAUGCUGGAGAUGUCCGAGUACAAACGCAAGGAAAUGAGUGGUGAACUAUCACCUGAACCGUUUCUUGUUGUGAAUCCGAAUCGUUUUGUGCUUUUUCCUAUUCAGGAGAACGACGUGUGGCAAAUGUACAAGAAAGCCGAGGCUUCGUUCUGGACAGCCGAGGAACUCGACUUGGUGCAUGAUCUCAAGGAUUGGAAAAAACUUACGGACAAUGAACGUCAUUUUAUUAAGCAUGUGCUUGCCUUUUUUGCAGCCAGUGAUGGCAUUGUGAAUGAGAAUCUCGCCAUGAACUUUAGCAAUGAAGUGCAAGUACCUGAAGCUCGCUGCUUUUACGGUUUUCAAAUUGCUAUCGAGAAUAUUCACUCGGAGGUCUAUUCACUGCUUAUUGAUACAUAUAUUAAGAAUGCUGUAGAGAAAGAUCAUCUCCUGCGUGCUAUUGAUACGAUCCCAUGUGUCAAGAAGAAAGCCAAUUGGGCACUCAAAUGGUGUGACCCCCGUGUGUCGUCGUACGCGGAACGUCUAUUGGCGUUUGCUUCGGUAGAAGGCAUUUUCUUCUCUGGCUCCUUCUGCUCUAUCUUUUGGCUCAAGAAACGUGGUCUGAUGCCUGGUCUUAGCUUCUCGAACGAGCUAAUUAGUCGUGAUGAAGGUAUGCACACGGACUUUGCUUGUCUCAUGUACUCGAAACUGGUUAACAAAUUGCCAGCGAGUCGUGUGCACGAGAUUAUUCGUGAUGCUGUGACAAUUGAGCACGAGUUUGUGCGUGACUCGCUCCCUGUCGAGCUCAUUGGCAUGAACUCGGCACUCAUGUGUCAGUACAUUGAGUUCGUGGCUGACCGUCUGCUAUACUCACUGGGUGUUGCCAAGAUUUAUCAUGCCAAGAAUCCAUUCGACUGGAUGGAUAUGAUCUCGCUACAAGGCAAGACCAACUUUUUCGAGAAACGUGUGGGCGAGUAUUCCAAGGCUGGUGUGGGUGUCGCGGCUGAGGAUCAAGUGUUUACUCUGGAUGCUGACUUUUAA
Molecule: messenger RNA, 1140 nt
Organism: Peronospora farinosa
Lineage: Eukaryota; Oomycota; Peronosporomycetes; Peronosporales; Peronosporaceae
Source: the annotation of a GenBank genome assembly